This is a messenger RNA of Mandrillus leucophaeus (drill), 1481 nucleotides long. RefSeq names its product COMM domain containing 8 (gene COMMD8). Lineage: Eukaryota; Metazoa; Chordata; Mammalia; Primates; Cercopithecidae. Bases 79 to 630 code for a protein of 183 amino acids. The transcript has 5 exons. The record is from RefSeq and is a predicted model, not a curated record.
GACAGUCACGUGGGCGAACCGUAGCUUUAGACGAGCGCCAGCCUUGUCACGUGACCCAGGCCCCAGCUUCACGCAGGGAUGGAGCCGGAAGAGGGGACGCUCUUGUGGCGGCUGCAGAAGCUGCCGGCCGAGCUGGGCCCGCAGCUUCUUCACAAAAUAAUUGAUGGCAUUUGUGGUCGAGCUUAUCCUGUGUACCAAGAUUAUCACACUGUUUGGGAAUCAGAAGAAUGGAUGCACGUUUUAGAAGAUAUUGCCAAAUUUUUUAAAGCUGUAGUUGGUAAAAACUUAUCUGAUGAAGAGAUAUUUCAGCAGUUGAAUCAGUUGAAUUCAUUUCAUCAAGAAACUAUCAUGAAAUGUGUGAAAAGUAGGAAAGAUGAAAUCAAACAGGCUCUGUCAAGAGAAAUAGUUGCUAUUUCCUCUGCACAGCUGCAGGAUUUUGAUUGGCAGGUAAAGCUUGCACUUUCCAGUGACAAGAUUGCUGCAUUACGAAUGCCACUUUUAAGCCUGCAUCUAGAUGUAAAAGAAAAUGGUGAAGUAAAACCAUAUUCUAUUGAAAUGAGUAGAGAGGAGCUGCAGAAUCUAAUACAUUCCUUGGAAGCAGCAAAUAAGGUGGUCCUGCAGUUGAAAUAACUGGCAAUGAUGAAUACCAGUGCUAUCAGAUUUUAUUGCUCCAACUUAUAUGGCAGAGUGAAUACUGUGUGUUCAGAAACGCUGUGAUGUCUUGACUGUUGCAACAGGCUGAGAAAGCAGCAGUGUUGAUAUUAUAAAGAUAAAAAUGUAUCCACAUUCCUUAACAGGAAAUUACAUGGUUGAGAGGAAAUGCAUAAAAUGAAAGAUGAAAAAUCUAUAGUAGCAGUUUAUAUUUUCAUGAUUGUUUUGCCUCAUUUAUUAAAUACUUGAGAAAUCUUUAGAGAUACACAGUUUUAUUGAAAGCUAAAAAUAGGUUCUAAAGUAAUGUAAAAAUGUAAAGCACAAAUAUACUUGAAUAUUGCUUAAAGAAUUAUGUGAAUAGCAACAUAUAUUAUGGGUAUAUAAUUACUUUGUGAUAUUUUUUAAAAGUUUUUCAAAGAAUGUAUAAGCUGCAUAUAUAACUCAGGAGAUUCCAUGUCUUUCUCAUAUUUCAGAGGAAAGAUUAUAAAAUACAAAAUUUCUUAGAGAACACCUCUUUGUCAGAGAUAAACAAGAACAAAUACUCUAAACUUAUGUGAACAAUUUUGAGUUUAUGAAUUCUAGAAACUAAAGAAUACAGAAAAAUGAAAAUAACAGUUUUACUUCUGCACUUCUAUGUUUGGGAAACGUUGCUCUGAUAAAAAAUAGUUGCCAUUGUGCAGUGUGUGUAUUAUUCAAAUAUGAGAUAAGACUAUGUACAGGUCCACUUUUGUUAAUAAACUCAAUAUUGAAUACUUUUGAAUGUUAAAUUCAUUGGAAAAACAAACCAUUUGUAAUCUCAGUUAACUUUAACAACAAGCAUUCUGAGCAAA